This is a messenger RNA of Klebsormidium nitens, 1422 nucleotides long. NCBI's taxonomy places the organism in Eukaryota, Viridiplantae, Streptophyta, Klebsormidiophyceae, Klebsormidiales, Klebsormidiaceae. The record is from the annotation of a GenBank genome assembly.
AUGGAGACGGGCAAAAGCGUGCGGGCGCUGGCAGGACGCGUGCCGCCGCAGGGAAAGCCAGUGCUGAGCUUGCACGCGGCGGGCAGCGAGAGGGGGGUUCUAGUAGGCCUGCGCCUAGAGAGGAGUGCUCGGGGAAGCAGCAGCAAGAAGAACGGAAGCGGCGAUGACAGCUCCGAGGAGGCGAAGAGAGAAGCGAAGAGCGAGAGGGUUGCAGACAAGGGUUGGGUUUGGUAUAACGCGGGGUUUCAGGAGAGUGGUGGGGUUGAGGAAGUUGAAGCAGAUGAUCGCGGCGUUUCGAUUGGAGCAGCCGGGAAUUCGGCCGAGGAGGGGAUCCCUGCGGUUCCUGAGGACACGGGAGAAGCUGAUGCCAAGGAGAUCGCGCACAUUCUGCAGGGCGUCUCGCCCCUGGCGGAAGCGCUUGAGACCGACGAGCUGGUGAACGGCACGGGCGAAAGCGUACUGGGUCCAGAAGCAGAGGUCUCGAGCCGCUUCUUGGGCGCUAACGGCAGCAGCAAACCUGGGGCUGGCACCAUGGGAAAAGGGAGCAAAGUGACCAGUGACACGGCGCACGAAAAGUGCAAACUAGACCGGGCGGCAAAAAGUGCGGACGACGGAGCGGCGGAGCCGAAUGCCAUCGGAGCGGCUGAACAGCCGGGACUUGACACCGCGGUGCAUGAAGAGCUCGUCGAAGAGACCCCGGCUGAAGCCAAGCCGGCUGAGGGGAGCAGAAGGACGGGGCAGUCGGGGAGUUUCACCGGGCAGAGCGGCCUGUGCAACGAGGACCUGGCAGACAUGGAGUGGACACAUGGUCCCUCGUACGCAGAGUUGAACAGCGAAGACGGACGGCGUGACUCGGCCUGGGACCGUGAGAUGGCCGAUAUUGAUGCCAGUAUGUAUACGGAGCUCCCCCCCAAAGACGACGAACAGCCGGUGAGAGGGGCCUCCAGGAACGCUGCAGUGGGGGGGGUGACCCGCGGCGGGAAGCAAGAGGGGGCCCGCGAAAUGCCCAUUCCAGCAGGGGGUGCGUCAGCCGGCGAAAACAAGUCCGGGCUGGUGAAGCCGUCUGCGGCUAGGGCGGGCACGGUGGGAAGGCUGAUGGUUGGUGUGACCAAGAAAGGUGCGGAGGGGGCCCGGGGGAGUGGUAUCGGGCGGUUCAGAAGCACGGCUAAAGCUACCGAGGGCGGGGCGUCGGUCGGGGGUACGAGACCUGUCUCGGGAAAGGAAGCUGCGGAGGCGGGAAGUGUGGCCGGGAGAGGCAAGCCGGGGCCGGUGAAGAAAACGGCGGGAACCGAAGCGGCAGCUGAGGACAAGAAGGGCCCGGGCGGCACGCAAGGCGGCGGGAAGGGGGUCGGGAAGCCGCCGAAGGGCGCGGAAAGAGGACCGUCAGCCUCGGGCGGAAAUGGACCCGUCUGGAAAGCGUGA